Molecule: messenger RNA, 2697 nt
Organism: Rhipicephalus microplus (southern cattle tick)
Lineage: Eukaryota; Metazoa; Arthropoda; Arachnida; Ixodida; Ixodidae
Biological process (GO): positive regulation of kinase activity; cell surface receptor protein tyrosine kinase signaling pathway; protein phosphorylation
Cellular component (GO): plasma membrane; signaling receptor complex
Molecular function (GO): ATP binding; transmembrane receptor protein tyrosine kinase activity
Source: RefSeq, a predicted model, not a curated record
AUGACAAACAGCAGCCGGACGCUACUCGUUGUGCGGCUACUGUCGGAAGAACAACGAUCCAAAGCAUGCACAUCCAUGCGAAAGAUUUGCUUCGGCUCAGAAGAUGGCCUCCGAUUUGAAUAUUCUAUCCACGAAGUCGCCAGUGCGGGGACUGUCCUCGACUUCGUUAGGCCGCCGGCCACGCGAGCCCUCUGCCCGGAUUUGGAGCCGACGUACGUCCUGCGUCAAGAUGCUGACAAAUGGCUGGACUUCGAUAGGGGCACCGGCCAGCUACGCUUGACGCGGCCUGUGUUGUGGAGCGAGUCACCGCCAGCCGCGAGCUCCGUGGUGACGGCCAGGCUUGAAUGUUCAGUUAAGGGUCAACCAAGCGAGACAGCCAAAGUGCUGCUUCAGGUGAAGGACUUGGAUGAUCAGCCACCGAGGGCACAAAGGGAGAGCGACCUUAUCUGCCGAACGUCAGUCAGAACUCUUGAAAAGGGCGAGAAACUAGGGUGUACAAUAACAGUGCGAGACCGAGACUCAAUGGAUGCCAACAGCUUGAAAGUCCGAUUGGAACAAGAUACUCGAGACCUGUUCGAGCUUGUGAAUCCGUUGUACCAGACUUUUAUUACAGACAAGAAGAUGACAUUCCUUAACGCAGAGAUUGCCGUCCGGAGCACUGCUGCCUCGUUUCCAGGAGACAAGUACAUCUUUGCGGUCACCGUAGAGGACACCAGUCUUGUGCGCAGUGACGUACCUCGCAAGAUCCUCUCACCGAUGACAGCACCCGCAUCAAAUCACCGCUUUCGGCUCGUGUUGGAUGAUGGCGAUGUGUUGGCCACAGCUGCGCACACGUGGCUCACGGUAACACCGCGCACGGGCAUCCUCUAUGUUACGGAUUCCGAGAGGCUGCGUGAAUUCAACCACUCCGAGACAGGUGUGCUACUUGAGGCAUCGUGGGAAGAAGAUGGGGAGAACGGCACCACCCGGCGUCACCUCUACCGCGUCGAAGUGCAUAUCCAGGAGUCUAAAGAAGGACGCCUCUGUGGUCAGCAACUGAGUGAGACCCAGUGCUUGGCGACGUGUGGUCCAGGCACGGUUGACGGGCGCUGCCGCUGGCGCCACGGCUCUGACGGACUACACCUCACCAAACAUUUUAGCACCUGCACUGGAGAUCUAGAGAGUUGUCCCGAUGGCAUCUGCGACGAGCUGGAGCUAAUGCAGCCUACGCUUUGCCCACAGGAUUGUGCAGAGCAUGUGGUCGGUGAGGCAGUGGCAGGGCUUACCGGCAAAGGAAUUGAAAAGGCCAUGGGUAUCUGUUCAUGUGCCUCAGCUGAGAGUUGCACUUGCACCAAACUUCCCGCCAGGCCUGACAGCCGUGACAUUGUGCUAGUCGACCAACCAUGGUCGCCAAGUGCCCAUGAAAACAGACAGCGCUCAUUUGGCCAGGAAGCUUCGACAGGCGACCUUGGACGGUGGCCAGAGCCGAGUGGGUCAGUGGCACCUGUUACUGCAACAUCCUGUGGAGCGGGUUGUGUGGCAUCGCUGUGCUUGGCGGGCCUGCUAGUGUCAGCCUUGGCAGUGGCAGCACUGGUGGCACUUGUGCGGAGGCGACGUGUGGCCGCUAAGCACAAGUACCUGGGCUCAAGAGCAUCACUGUCAGUUCCCUCAGACUACGUUGACAGCCGCAGCGCUGCUUCGCCUCCAGCCCCCGAUGCCGCAAUGCAGUCCUCCACACCACACGCUGAAUCCGUGGACGAGCAAUGGGAGUUCCCCAGGGAGAAUCUCAUUUUGGAACAAAGUUUGGGUGAAGGAGAGUUUGGCCGCGUUGUUCUUGCCCGUGCCCGUGACAUCGGUGGUGUUCGAGGUUUCACCACGGUGGCAGUCAAGAUGCUCAAAGGUAACUGGACACCAGCUGAGGAGCAAGAUUUGCUGUCGGAAUUUUGUAUGCUCAAGGAAGUAAACCAUCCCAACGUUAUACGUCUUCUUGGGGGCUGCACCACAAAAGGUGGGCCACUUUAUGUGAUCGUGGAGUACGCGCAACUUGGAUCUCUGCUAAAUGUGCUGCGACGUAGCCGGCACAUGGCCGGAGGGGGUGCUGACGUGACAGUUGUCUGCAACCCAACGUACAUGGCUCAAGAACCGUCCCUGAGGGCCCUGGAAGAGAAUGCUGAGGAUCCUGUUCUGGGGCCUGAAAUACCCAGUUUCAGUGAUCUGAUUUCUUUCGCUUAUCAAAUAGCGAAAGGAAUGGCAUACUUGGCGGACAUGAAGCUGGUGCACAGAGACUUGGCGGCACGAAAUAUCCUUUUGGCAGAAGGGAACGUUAUCAAGAUCUCCGACUUUGGCUUAAGUCGGGACGUGUAUGAGGGCGACACAUAUCUCAAGAAAAGUAGGGGAAGAGUGCCCGUGAAAUGGAUGGCCUUAGAGUCGCUGGAAGAUCAAAUAUACACAAGCAAGAGUGAUGUGUGGUCCUUUGGUGUCGUGCUUUGGGAAAUCGUCACGCUAGGUGCUUCACCAUACCCUGGCGUUGGUCCUGAGCAUUUGUUCCGUCUUCUCAAGACCGGGUACAGAAUGCAUCAACCCGAAGGCUGUACAGACGAAUUAUAUCGUAUGAUGCUGAGCUGUUGGCAGCCCAGACCACAGGAUCGUCCUUGUUUUAAAGAGCUAAAGCAACGAUUGGAAGAUAUACUGCAGGACGCUGCGGUAAGUUGUAAAUAA